Molecule: messenger RNA, 2018 nt
Organism: Cylicocyclus nassatus
Lineage: Eukaryota; Metazoa; Nematoda; Chromadorea; Rhabditida; Strongylidae
Source: the annotation of a GenBank genome assembly
AAGCGCUUGUCCUCGAUUUUUCGAAUCUAAUCGUUCACUUCAAGCCAAUCGUUGCUGUGUCUCCUGCUCUUCUCUAUCUACCACUAGCGAACUGUUCAUGCCUGAAGGUGUGGCCGUUGACGAGCGCAAAGCAAGCUUGCCGAAAUCUCUAUCCGAUACAGAGGUAAUUUUUUCGUGGACAAGAGCAUCUACGGAGUGCUGCGUAUGAAUACACUAACAUAUCUAGCCGAAAUCGUGUACGGAGCCUUCUUACAAUUCUUGAAGGUCGUGGCACCUCAACUGCAAAAAUCGCCUUCUGACCGAGGAAUUUUCAUUGAAGAUAUCAGCGCUACUGAGGGAAAAGCCGGUGAUCGAUUAUGGCUGAUGCUGGCAAAUUCGGUCGAAGAGACCCUAUCCUUGACAUUCAGUCUAGAAGACGAAGGAGUAUCUGCGUCUGAUGUUGCGCAGAAGCAAACGAUGUUCGCAUUUACCGUACCACAGCUUCCCUUCACACAAGACACCAUCGUUCAGCUUUGUCUAAAAAGUCAAAGCACGCAACUUAAUGUGCCAUUCACCUAUAAAGUCCCAAAAGACACCACAGCCGCCCAACUUGAGAGCCUCGUCGAAUUUGCUGCCAAUGGAGAGAUUUCCUCACUUAUCGUACCCUAUGCUAAUCAUAUUGGAGAUAAAGAUGCUGAAGGCAAUACGGUCCUUCACAUAUCCGCAAAGAAUUCGCAAAGUUUUGCGCUGAAACUGCUGCUGUCUGGUUUGCCCAAGGAGCAGAAAGACGAAGUUGUGAAUGCCCGCAACGUCCGUGGGCAAACGGCUCUGCACAAUGCAGUUCGAGCUGGUGAUCCGGAUAGUGUUCAUUACUUGCUUAGCCACGGAGCUGCCACGAACAUAUUAGACAACCACAAAAAUUCGGUCGUGCACUACCUUGCCGAUGCCUAUAAUGAAGCCAUAUUCAAAGAAAUACUGGAAACUCCAGCAUCAAGCGCAAGUGAUUUAGACGCACUCAAUGAAGAAGGCUUUUCACCGCUUCAUCUUGCUGUACGGAGACUGAAACUGACCCUAAUCGAGAUGCUACUCGAUGCAGGAGCUUCGGUGAACGUUCUCGAUCGUAGUUCGCGAUCAGCGCUCUUGCACGCAGUAAACAUGAAUGACAUCGAAAUCGUCCAAUAUCUGCUGAGUAAAGGAGCCAGUACGGACGUUGAAGACGAAAAUGGCGACACACCAUUACUCGUUUGUGAACACACGGCGAAUUAUGCUAUAAUGGGAGUUCUUCUCGACGCCGGCGCGGAUCCUAACAAGAAAAAUAAAAAUGACAAAGCAUUAGCUGACAGUGAAGAUGAAAUGGUGCAGAAAAUUAUUGGAGGGGAGAGGGUCGAGCUGCCCGAGAAGGAGGUGCCACUCUCCGCUCCAUCCGAUAUAACAACCACACGCUCUCCGCUCUUCGGUAGGUCAUUACCCAAUCUUUAUGUAAAUGAGGAUUCUGAGUCGCCGCGUCUGACGCCUUCUUACCGUUCGGAGGAAACAUCAAGGCAAACGGAAGAAGACCAGAACCAUGACGGCAAAAGGCGUCCAAGUGAUGACGCAGCUGGUGAAACCGACGAGUACCCUGAAGAUCUGCCAUCGACAAGUACUGGACCCAGACCGAGGAGAAGCAGCAGAUUUACUAGAGCUACCGCUUCAGCUUUAGAAGAUGACAUCUCCAGUUUGGAUUAUCUCACUCGCUUACGACUAUCGAAGCUUAUGGAUGAGAACGCGAAGUGGCAGCAGUUGGCAACAGAGCUUGGCUGUGGUCAUAUGAUUGAGCUAAUUUCGAUAUGUUCGGAUGACAGCAGUCCUACAAUGAUAUUUUUGGAUCAAUUUGAGCAAAUGCCAGAGGCAAAAAUUUCGCGGGUUCGCUCCGCUCUCAGCACACUACAGGAGGAGGAGUCUGUGAAACUUAUCGACGAGAGAUACAUUUACUAAUGUGAUUGUUUCUUUCUGAAAUAAAGCUAUUCUGGUGCUUCCGUCAGUCGCACAUUUGUUUCAGA